UCGGACAAUCCGGUGAAACCUCCUUUCAUAUUCCCAUUCGUCCAAACUCCGAAAAAUCGAAACACAGAGCAUCAAACCCUUCUAUCUCAGGCUAUUUACAUACAAUGUCGCAUUCUGGAUCUAAGCUCGAAGUCGAGGACGAGGAGAACAGGCAGCAGAGGAUAGGUACCCUCCUGGAGCAAUUGAACAGCUCUUCAAGUUCACCAUCCAGGAAUACAUCCAAUGCUGCUCCGCCGACUUUCGACUUUGGUGAGAGAAAAACUUAUGCAGUAGAUGCCCCGAGCGAACUGCUCGCACGCAUACAGGACUUCCUUCCUCGCCUUAAGGAAGAGAAUGACUCGCUUGCUCAGCGUAUCCGGGAAAACCCAUCGAGCGUAGAUAUCGAAAAUAUCGAAGAGGAUGUAGGGCAGUACAUCGAAAUGAACCUUGGACUAGGAGUGUUGGAAACGCGGCCCAAAGAUUCAGAGCCUCAUUCAGAUGAAGAUUCCGAGAGCGAAGAUUCGUUGUGGUCGUCUUCCUCAGACUCGUCCUCAGAAUCGGAAUCAGAAUCAGACGGGUCGGACUCGGACAGCAGUUCAGAGUCGGACUCUUCAUCGAUUGACAUAAAAGCUGUUUCUUCCCGCCCACUCAAGCCCCUGCCUCGGCGUACCGCACAACUUGAUAUCGACAUGCUUCCUGAUUCACCUUCUGCCGGCUAGACACGGCGAUAAUCACUUUCGAUCGAUCCUCGAUACCAACUUUAUUGACUCAUGAAAGCUCAUUUGGACCUUCAUCUACAUAGUCUAUCUUUCAUGUCGGGAACUCAAAUUAAAGCCUCGCCAAAUACCUUGUAAAAAUAUACCAAUUACAAGUAGAUCGAGAGGAGCU
Molecule: messenger RNA, 867 nt
Organism: Suillus bovinus
Lineage: Eukaryota; Fungi; Basidiomycota; Agaricomycetes; Boletales; Suillaceae
Exons: 4
Coding region: 105-698 (197 amino acids)
Biological process (GO): box C/D snoRNP assembly
Molecular function (GO): box C/D methylation guide snoRNP complex binding
Source: RefSeq, a predicted model, not a curated record